CAUAUUGCCCGCAAAAAUAAAAAAAUCCUACAAAGCAUAUGGUUCAUAUAAAUUAUGGAGUCUAAAGCGUCCUUCAUGCCGGAAAAUCAGCCGUUUGUGUAUAUAUGUAAAUCUGUUUGAGUGGACGAACCGGUGGUAUCUCGCUGUUGAAAAGAUUUCACAAUGCCCAUUGAUUUUUUGGAAAUCGAUGGUAAAUAUCUGGAAGGUGGUGGUCAAAUCCUGCGUAAUGCUCUCAGCUUCAGCUGUAUUCUACGACGACCUGUUCGCAUCGUCAAUAUAAGAGCAAAUCGACCCAAUCCCGGGCUCUCCAAUCAACAUCUGUUUGGCUUGAAUCUUUUGGUGCAAAUUACCGAUGCCCAGGUUAAUGGAAAUCAAAUGAAAUCUACCCAAGUAGAAUUCAAUCCUGGCAAAAUAAAACAUGGUAAAUAUUUUGUAAAUACUCAAACGGCUGCCAGUAUAUCAUUAGUUUUGCAAACUGCCUUGCCGGUACUGGCUUUUGCCGGGGGCAAAUCUGAAUUGGAACUUGUGGGUGGCACUAAUGUGGGUAUGGCUCCACAAGUUGACUUUCUGACAGAAGUUCUGAGACCAAAUUUAGAACAGCUUGGGGUAUCCUUUGAUUUUGAUCUCAUGACGAGAGGUUACUAUCCUCGUGGAGGUGGUCGUUGUAAGGUGUAUGUACCACCGGUGAAGUGUCUCAAACCAAUAAAUCUUACAGAAUUUGGCCAAGUACAAGAGACUGUGGGUUGGUGUUUUGUAGCUGGUCGUUUGCCGCCCAAUCUUGCCGACAAUAUGAAGUCAUCAGCUGAAAAGGAACUAGCAACUCUCAAAAACAUACCACCUUGUCAACUGGAGGCCUAUAAAGAAUCUCCAGAGGUUGCGCGUGAUAAUGGUUCUGGUGUCAUCUUGAAAGCAACUACAAGUUCUGGCUGUGUCAUUGGUUCUUCGACUUUGGGCGAGAAAAAAGUCGAUGCCCAUGAAUUGGGUUCUAAAGCUGGUCUAGAACUUGCUCAACUAAUUUCACAACAGGUGUGUGUGGAUCAAUAUGUACAGGAUCAAUUAAUUAUCUAUAUGGCCUUGGCCAAGGGGCAGUCGAAAAUUUUAACAACUCCUUUGACAAAUCAUACAAAGACGGCAAUAUAUGUAGCCGAGAAAAUGUGCGGAGCUCGUUUCACCGAGGAAAAGGUAAAUGAACACCAUGUACUUUUAACGUGUCAAGGUAUAGGAUACACAAGUCAAAACUAAAAAUAUAAAUAAAAACCUAACAAGAAUAUA
Molecule: messenger RNA, 1272 nt
Organism: Musca domestica (house fly)
Lineage: Eukaryota; Metazoa; Arthropoda; Insecta; Diptera; Muscidae
Gene: Rtca
Product: RNA 3'-terminal phosphate cyclase
Exons: 1
Coding region: 163-1242 (359 amino acids)
Biological process (GO): RNA processing
Cellular component (GO): nucleus
Molecular function (GO): RNA-3'-phosphate cyclase activity
Source: RefSeq, a predicted model, not a curated record